Messenger RNA from Polyodon spathula (Mississippi paddlefish), 6677 nucleotides. Its product is annotated as 1-phosphatidylinositol 4,5-bisphosphate phosphodiesterase beta-2-like. Gene Ontology annotation, biological process: lipid catabolic process; phosphatidylinositol-mediated signaling. The transcript has 33 exons. Gene Ontology annotation, molecular function: phosphatidylinositol-4,5-bisphosphate phospholipase C activity; calcium ion binding. The record is from RefSeq and is a predicted model, not a curated record. Lineage: Eukaryota; Metazoa; Chordata; Actinopteri; Acipenseriformes; Polyodontidae. The coding region runs from base 1 to 3825 and encodes 1274 amino acids.
AUGGAGAACACUAGCCCUGUCUUUAAGCCUCCCGUAGUAAAAGAGUACCUGACCAAAGGAGCCAGGUUUACCAAGUGGGAUGAUGACACAGCAGUUACAUCCCCAGUGACUCUAAAAUUGGACUCAAAGGGCUACUACCUGUAUUGGACCCACCAGAAUCAUGACAUGGAAUUUCUAGAACUUACAAGCAUACGGGACACAAGAUCAGGGAAAUAUGCUAAACUUCCCAAGGUUCAAAAGGUUCGUAAUGUGUUCAACUUGGAUUUUCCAGAAAGCCACUACUUAACAAAAACACUGACUAUAGUAUCAGGUCCCGACAUGGUGAACCUGACCUUUCACAACUUUUUUGCUUCCAAGGAAAAUGUUAGCAAGGAUUGGGCAGAUGAUAUACUGGCAAUUGCUUACAAUCCACUGAUGAACAAUGCCUGUAGACAAACCUACCUGGACAAGAUAUACGUACGAAUCACACUAAAGACAAACAAAGAUGGGAAGAUACCUGUGAAAAAUAUUUAUAAGAUGUUUCCUGCUGACAGAAAGAGGGUAGAAGCUGCUUUGGUUUCCAGCCAUCUCCCGAAAGGAAAGAAUGACACAAUGAAGCCAGAAGAAUUUACUGAAACACAGUAUAGGACAUUCCUGAUGAAUCUUUGCCCAAGACCAGAAAUAUAUGAAAUAUUUGCCACUUAUAGUGCCAAGGCGAAGCCCUACAUGACGAAAGAGAACCUGGCCAAGUUUAUCAAUGAAAAGCAGCACGACUCCCGGCUGAAUGACAUGCUGUUCCCCCCGCUGAAGCCAGACCAGGUCAAGAGCCUUAUUGAGAAGUAUGAGCCAGCAGCCGCAAACAAGCAAAGGGGUCAGAUAUCCCCAGAGGGGCUGCUGUUUUACUUAAUUGGCUCUGAAAACUACGUGGUUGCUCCUGAAAAUGUGAUUCUUCACCAGGACAUGAAUCAGCCAUUACCACACUACUACAUCAAGUCUUCACACAACACCUACCUCACAGCCGGGCAGUUUUCGGGAAUCUCUUCCCCAGAGAUGUACCGGCAGUGCCUUCUCGCAGGGUGCCGCUGCUUGGAACUCGACUGCUGGAAGGGAAAGCCACCAGAGGAAGAGCCAAUCAUCACUCACGGGUUCACCAUGACAACGGAGAUUCUGUUCAAGGAUGUUAUUGAGGCCAUUGCAGAGUGUGCUUUCAAAACCUCUCAAUAUCCAGUGAUCCUGUCUUUUGAGAACCAUGUUGACUGUGCCAAACAGCAGGAAAAGAUGGCAGAGUACUGCAGGACAAUAUUUGGAGAUGCCUUGCUUACAGAUCCACUGGAAAAAUACCCGCUGAAGCCAGGGCAUCCCAUACCAUCUCCUGCAGAACUAAUGGGGAAAAUCCUGAUCAAGAACAAAAAAAAUCAGUCGCCAAACAAGAAUGCUCAUGAGGCAGCUAAGAAACCACCAACAGGGGACUCUGCCCAUCCACACACCACCCACCCAGCCCACCAUGCCAGUACAGAUGAACUCAACAGAAGCACAGACCCGCAUUAUGGCCAUGAGGCAGAUCAUCAUGAUCAUCAUGAUGAACAUGACGACCACGACGAUCAUGACCACGAUGAGGAGAUGAUGAAGAACUCCGAUGAGGGUACAGCGGGCCAAGAAGUAAAUGCCGUUGAGGCGAUGUCUUCUUUGGUAAACUACAUCCAGCCAAACAAGUUUAUUUCUUUCGAGCAUGCAAAAAAAAAGAACCGUAGCUAUGCGGUCACCUCUUUUGUGGAGACUAAAGGGGGAGAGUUGGCCACCAAGUCUGCGAUGGACUUUGUGAGUUAUAACAAGAGGCAGAUGAGUCGAAUCUACCCCAAAGGGACAAGGAUGGACUCCUCCAACUACAACCCUCAGCUGUUCUGGAAUGCUGGGUGCCAGAUGGUGGCGCUGAACUACCAGACCAUGGAUUUUCCAAUGCAGCUGAAUAUGGCCAUGUUCGAGUACAACGGCAGAACUGGCUGGCUCCUCAAACAUGAUUUUUUGCGUCGCCCUGACAAGACGUUUGACCCUCACACUGCUGACAAAAUCGACGCCAUUGUGUCAAACACUGUCUCAGUCAAGAUAUAUUCUGGCCAGUUCCUGUCUGACAAAAAUGCAAAGACGGGAGUUGAGGUGGAGGUGAUUGGUCUGCCCGGUGACCCGAAACGCAAAUACAAGACAAAGUGGUCUGCAGCACACAACUCCAUCAACCCUGUGUGGAAUGAAGAGCCCUUUGUUUUUGAGAAGAUUCUGAUGCCGGAGAUGGCCUACUUGCGUAUUUGUGUUCAUGAAGAAAGUGGGAAGUUCAUUGGACACAGAAUAAUCCCUAUCCAUGCCCUGCGAUCAGGAUUCCACCAUAUAUGCCUACGAAGUGAGAGUAACAUGCCACUGGACCUGCCAGCUGUAUUUGCUUACAUCGAGGUGAAGGAUUACAUCCCGGCCUCUUUUGCAGAUUUCACAGACCUCCUAUCAAAUCCCUUUAAAGAAGAUAAGAAAGUAGUUAAACCAGCUCCUAUUGAGAUGCCCCCUCCUGAGACCUCAAACAACAAUACCCCAGAGACACCAAGUAAACCGGACACAGCUGUUCCUGACCCGGCAGCUGAUUCCUCUUCUGUUCCUGAAGUUGCUCCUGCUCCCACACCCACUCCGAUCCCAGCCCCUCGUGCUACCUCACGUGCUGCCCCCACUGAAGCCACCCUUGAAGCAACCCCUGAAGACACCCCUGCAGCCCCCCCUGCAGAAACUCCUGUAGCCCCCCCUGCAGAAACCCCUGCAGAAACUUCUGUAGCCCCCCCUGAAGCCCCCCCUGCAGAAACCCCUGCAGAAACUCCUACACCCCUGGCCCCCCCUGCAGACACCCCUGAAUUCCCCCCUGCAAACACCCCUGCAGGGACCCUGCUGCCCCCACUGAAGCCCCCACUGAAGCCCCCCCUGGGACCCCCCUGGGAAGCCCCCCCUGCUGCCCCCCCUGAAGCCACCCCUGCAGAAACCCCUGCAGCUCCCCAAGAGCCUUCCGAACCUUCCCCAGAGCCAACUACAGCAACCAUUGACGAGCUGAAACAACACAAAACCUUUGUGAAAAUCUCAAAGAAACACGAGAAGCAGAUAAAAGACCUGGAGACAAAGUACAAGAAAAAAGGGGAUGACCUGGUUAAGAAAUACAGCAAAAUAUUUGCAGCUCUUCAGAACCAGCUCAAAAAGAAGAAAGCAGGUUCCUUGAAGAAAGGUGACAUUAUUGACGCCCCAGACUCUGCCCCUGCCCCAGACCCCAAGGUGGCAGAGGUGAAGGAGAAACUCAAGACUGAGCUGACACAGCUGCGUAAGGAACAGUACGAUCUCACCAAGAAAAAGAAAGAAGAGCACAGUGCAGAGCAAUCUAUGAAGCUGCUGGAAAUAGCGAAACAAAAACAUGCAAGUGAGCUGAAAGCACUGAAGGAAUCAGUUGACAGUGAAACUAAAACCAGGAAGAAGAAACUUGAAGUGAAGCGAAAUGAGAAGAUCAGUGAAAUGGUGAAGUCUGGUUCUGAUAAAGCCACGCUGGAGAGGAUAAAAAAGGAGCUCAACACCACCUUUAUCCAGGAAGUUGUAGAGAUGACAACCACAGUUAGAGAACAGAUUGUUGGCCAGCAGGAAAAACUGGAGAAGAAACAAGCUGCCACUCUGGAUGAGAUCAAAGAGAAAACGGACAAGCAUAACCAGGAAGUGAACACAGAGUUUGAUGAGAAGAUGAAAGCUCUCCCUAAGGACGUGGAAGAGGGUGUGAACAGCACUGUCCGCCCAUACUUCCCAGAUGAAGUUGAGAAACCCAAGGAGAAUGGAUCAUAGGUUAAAGGUCUACCUGAUGAGAUGUACAUAGGUUAGAUGCUUUGGGAUGCCCUGUCCCAAUUAGUCAUUAGUUUGAAUUACCGGUGUGUUUGCAUUUAUUUAUUUGAUUAUUUUUAAUUGAAAUCAAGUUCAUAAGCUACAGUACAGCAUUUUUGGAUAGUUUGUGGGUUAGCAAGAGAUGGUCAAUGUUUACAAGAGCUGCUUAGAUACAUUGGGAAUUUGAAUUUGAAUGGUGAGUUUUGAGGCCAAAACUGGCUCCUCAGAACUUCAACAUUUUAAGGUAUCCAGAGGGGCUAUGUUUACAAAGCUGUUUUGAGAAAGUACGGCAUUCUUUUCAAAUCAAGCACAGUUGAUUUUUUAAAAAUCAUUUAUGUACACUAAUAAAAAAAAAAAACAACAUACAGGCUUCCAUCAUUUAAAAAUAUUGCUGCUCCGGGCUUUUAAAUGAAUAGAACUAUGAACUAGAGACCUAUAUUUUGAAGCUUAUCUUUACUGAUGGGCACACACAAUUCCAUCCAGUCAAGGACAGUUCACACAUAUCAAGCGUUACGUGCUGGAUAACGAAAGGAAAGUUACAGUGAGAGUUUACAUUUUAUAAAAGCCAGUGAGCUUCCAAGGGUGUAGGACAAGGGCUUCUCUACCUAAUUAAAAUAGACAAUCUCGGUGGUCUCUAAUACAGAACACUAGACAACACGUUUAAUACUGUAAGAGGUACCAAAGUAAAAUUUAUCAGCAAACCCAGUCUAUAUUAACCAAAGUAAUAGAAGUAAAACAACCUCAAUACCACUGCACUGCAAGAUAAACAAAUGAUAUGCACUCAUUUUGGGCACUUGCAGAAUAUUUAACUAGUGAAAUUGUAUAAAAUGGUGAACAACAAAAUAACUACUUCCUUUUCACAAAUCCUGUAUACUCUCAUUAACUGGUCUAGAAACAGCACUGAACCAUUAAAUUACAUUUUUGCUGCUUUACAAUUUUCAACUUUUCAGUCUAGCCAUUACCAUUAAACUGGUGUGCCUGCAUGCUGUAAUUAUUCACGUUAUCUGCGGAAGAAGGAAAUGUUCUGAAGUAAGAGUUGAGAAAAUUGGACAUCUACAUAUCUGUAAUUGUUUGCUAUGUAGAAGACAUUAUUCAAGUUGUACUUUGUUUUAGAAAUCAGGUUUCACUUUUUUUUUUUUUAAACCUGUUACAAAUAUGCACUCACCCACUUCUAUAACUUGAGCAAUACAUUAAUUAGUUGCUUUUUGUUACUAUUUACUACAGUUGUUUAUUAUAAAUCUAUGUUUGGGCACAACAUAUUUCAUAUUCAGUAAAGACAAAUGUGUUUUUUCUUCUAAUGCACAAAAUUGAACUAACAUUGCAUGCACUGCAUGUGGAAAAAAUACAAAACUAGUUGCAAUAAUUAAAAGUUCCUGUAUCUCUUGCUACAUCUUAUAAGCUGGCAUUGCUUUCACUUUACAUGUGGGGACCCCCGUUCUAUUUUUGAUGGGACUAUACAACUGAUGAGCCAAUCAAAAGUUGUGUAUUUAACUAAUGAAAAUGGCCUAUAUAAAUGACUGGGACUGUGAUUAGAAGAAAAAAAAAUUGUGGAGGUCAGAUCAACCCCAGCAGAUGGAAAGGCACAGCACACAAAAUCUAAAAAUAUUUUAAGUGACUCAGGUGAAUAGAUGGACAAAAACUAGGACAGCUUCAAGUUCUUUUGAUGCACUGUUAAGAUUAAGAGGUUUGUAAUUUCUCAGUUAUAUGCAUGUUUCUGCUGUGAUCAUACUUUUACUGAAACUCAUAAAAAAUGGUUGCUUCUCCUUUUUCAUUGACAGUUUUUAACAAAUCUACAUUUUACAGUCCAAUUGAAUGUUAAUCAGAAUAUCAGAGGUUAUGGUUACAUACAUUUUGUUAACAUAACGGUACAUUUUAAAUCCAAUUUUAAAUCCAUUUCCAGCUAACUUGUUCUAAAACAGUUCUGAAAGGAUUCCAUAGUUUACUAUGGUGGUGACUUUUUUAAACAUUUAAACUUACACAUAAAAUAUAGAUUCAUAAAACAUAUUAUAGACCUUUUUAAAUAGUGGUAAUUUCUCUUACUAAAGCACUGACUGAAGCUAUUUCAGGACAAAUGUAAGCCAAUGUGCCAGGCUUUGUAACUAAAUGCCGGGCCCCUGUCCUUAGAAUAAUAGUUUUCUUUCAUAACCUUCUGUCUCUAUAUCAUGUCAAAUGUAUGCACACUAAAGCUGCUAGGAACAAGGGGAAAAGGAUAGUACAGAAAGAUGAGAUCCACACUGCCUCAAACUUCCUGUUACCACCCCGCAUACCGUGUAAACCCAUUGUAAUGAUGGCUCUUGUGCUCAUCACCUCACCAAUCAAGGUGACAUCCAUCACACAACUUGUGUAUUGUCUGCCUGGCAUUCCUAGCACUUACAAUUACUUCCAGAGCUCAGGAGGCUGAUCUACUCAUGUUGUGUACAAGAGCUUGCAACUAAUGCAUCCAGGGCUUUUGAGCCUCUGACUCUUACACUGUCUGAAAGGGUAGAAUCAUUUUGAAAAGGCACUUUCUUGUGUAGCCCUUGCUUGUAUCUUAAACUGUGGGGUAUUUGUUUGAAUAUAGAAUCUACAUGUACAGGCAGGGCCCUAUAAGGGCAGUUCCUUACAACACCUACAAUGUUUAAUCAUAUGUAACCCCACAACAAGUGAAGAAUGUGUCAAGAUUGUAACACUGUUGAUUGUGUUUUUAUCUCAGGUCUUAAUACACAUGUAAAGCUUGCUUCUGUUGUUCUCCAGGAUAAACAUUUUUAUAAGGGUAUGUUGCAGUGUAUAAUGUUAAGAUUUCUUUUAUAUUUGAACUCCAUAUUGUAGUUACAUUU